CCGUCCUACGUGCUGUACCUCGCGGUGCUGCAGCCGCUCCGCGUGCUGGACAGCCAGCGCUUCUGGUACGUCGAGGGAGUGCUGUUUAAAUGGCUGUUAGCUAUGGUGGCUUCCUGGGGCUGGUGGGCAGGAUACACAGGCUGCAUCUGCAGGUCUUGUCCAUGUAAACAAGGAAAAAAAGGAGUGGGAACACACAGCUCUGGAGUCUGGUCAGACUCCUGAUUAGUCAGAAAGUCAGUGUUGACCCAGAUGGAGCGCUCUUUUUGUUAGGCUACAAGAGCUGAAGCUUCUGUGAUAAUAUGCCUUUUGGUACCCUGUCAUGUGCCUUUCCGAGAUGCACAGUUUCUGUGGAUAUUCUAGUUUCCUUGCAGUAUUUGAAGAACUUCGUAUUCAUGGUAUAUACUAUAAUUUGUCAUUUAAUAUACAAGUAAAACAAGCUAUGAAACGGCCCAGUCGAUACAAUGGGAGGGAGAUGGAGCAUAUCUGUGGAGUAGUGGAAUGGGGUGACGAUGUUAAAGCAGUAUCAGAAGAUGAAGCCAUGGUGCUGGUGAACCAUCAAGCAACAGGGGAUGUCUGCACUCUCAUGAUGUGCCUUCAGGAUAAAGGCACGGUUGUCCGUCAGAUGAUGUGGCUGAUGGAUCAUAUUUUUAAGUAUACAAACUUUGGCAUUGUGUCUCUAAUCCAUGGAGACUUCUUUAUAAGACAGGGAAGAGCACACCGUGACCAGCAGCUUGUGUUACUCAAGGAGCACCUAGAAAAAUAUUACAGGAGCCGUAAUCGGAAAUGGAUUGUUUUAUUUCCAGAGGGUGGCUUUCUUAGGAAAAGGAGGGAAACAAGCCAGACAUUUGCCAAGAAAAACAAUUUGCCAUUUCUUAAACAUGUCACCCUGCCAAGACUUGGGGCAACACAAGUAAUUCUGAAAACGCUUGUAGCUCAGCAAGAAAAUGGAACUCUAGCAGGUGGAGACGCUGUGAUAAAAGAGAGCAAAUCAAAAGGCCUCCAGUGGGUGAUAGAUGCAACCAUUGCGUAUCCCAAAGGUGAACCAAUAGACAUUCAGACUUGGAUUCUUGGCUACCGACAACCAACAGUUACACAUGUACAUUACAGAAUUUUUCCAAUUAAAGAUGUACCCGCAGAGCCUGAAGCGCUUACGCACUGGCUAUAUCAACGGUUCAUUGAAAAGGAGGAUCUCUUGACGCAUUUCUAUGAAACAGGAGCAUUUCCUCCGCUGCAGGGCCAAACAAAAGCUAUUUCUCGGGAGGUGACCCUCAGUAAUUUGUGGCUAGUUGGCAUACAAUCACUUGCAUUUUUGUCAGGCGGUAUGUGGUACUGCAUCUUUCAGUAUUUUUAUCAUUGCCUAUUUUAAAGUUGAAUGGGACCUGAGGACACAAUGGGAAUCCAGGCUCUUGCCAAUGAGUAUCAUGUUGUAUGUGCAAAUGUGAAUAUACAAGCAUAAAGGAAAAUACUGGAUGGACUCUUACCUCUCGUUGGGGAAAUUUUAAAUGCCACUGAAAGUGAAGAUCAGUAACAUAGUGACCUGAUGAUGUAUUAUUUUAAGAAUUGUCUGUAUUUUUAAAAGGUGUAUACUCUCACCCACACUUAAGCAAAUUCAGCAUUUGGACAAAAGGUGCAAUCGUACAACCGCCAUAGAAGAAUGUCUGCGACAAGAAAACUAUCACCACAAGUAUUUGUUGGCAUCAUAGUUAGAGCUCAGAAAAUUCAGCAACGUGUCUCUUCAGUAGUCUGUACAACACUUGUGUGGUGGAGAUUCCUCAUUUGCACAAACUCAUACUUUAUUGCAACUCAUUGUGCUGGAGUCAGUAAAGAUACUCUGCAGAGCUGAUGGUGGUAUCGUUGCUACUACCCAGUCAGCAGUGGUUGUAUUAGACACACCGAUCUAAAAACAGGACCCAAAUAAGAUCCAGUAUCAGAUGGUUUUUAUGGGGAAUCAGUGCUCAAAAAAGCAUUGCAGUAUCAAAAUGUUAUUAAAAGUUACCACAUUUGAUGAAUCAGCCCAUCCUUGCUGUGGUUUUACCAUCAGCUGUCUGAAUUCUGUGUGCUAACAGUAUCUCAUAUUAUGAGGGAACUUGGAAAAUAUGAAGUCACUUGAUUUAUUUUCCCGUUUUGUGUUUAGAACGCAUCUCACUGAUCAUUAUCAUUUUGCAAAAUGCACUUUUAAAGAUGAAAAUACAGUGAAGGAAAGAUGUACAGCUUAGGAUGUAGGGGAAAGCUUUUAUCUGUCACAGAAGCCAGAACGAUUCUAGCUAUUUCUGAAGGUCUGCUGGUGCUGCUGGUGAUUUUUAGCCACCUCUGUAUUUUGUAUACUGCAGUCUAACCAAGGUGACCUUUGAAUGGUUUAUGGAGGCCUUUUUCUCCCCUACUAGUUGCAACAGCGCUAAAUAUCCUUGUGGGAGUUUAAAUAAUUCAAUGCCAAGAAUCUUAAUCUUUUGCUUAGGGAAAAAAAGAAAAACUAUUUUCUUAAAAAGAAAAAAUAGGUACAAUUGCUAGCAUAAAUCCACAAAAAAGUAUGGUAAAUGCUCUGAAUAACUACAUGGAGGGCAGUAUUAAGUCUGCCACUGUGCUAAAAUCAUAAUGGAAGAAGGAGGAGUUGAAUUUAAAGGCAAACUGGAACGGAUGCCAUUUUCAGAUGUGAUGUAUGAUGCUUUUGAAAGGAUGUCGGUGGUGUAUAUUCUCACUUCUGGCAGGUCUAGUUGGCAUCAUGCUUAUGUGAUUACACAAAGAUUUGAGAGCGCUGUUCCUAAAAUAAAAUUAAUCUCUCUAAAUACAAGCAGGAUAUCCAGAACUCAGCUGUGGCGUACUGCCUUUUAUAUACUUAUUUUAUUGAGGACAAAGCCAGCCCUCAGUAGUUUUGGCUCUGCUUUAGCAAUAUCGAUCCUUGUCUCUCUCGUGCUACAUGAGUCACAAUGGGUGGUGCACAGAAAACAAACCAUAGCCCGCGUUCCCUUUGGAGAGGGGAAGAGCAGGAGCAUGCCAAAAUUUGAGGCAAUGCCCAUUUCCUUCAUUUAAUGCAAAAAUAUCUGGUUAAAAUAAAAAGCAGUAGUUUUAUCCUAAGGUAGCUCAGUGGGGGUGGCUGCAAAAUGAUGUAUCGUGACAAGUUCCCCUGAAAUACCUCACCGACUUACAGUACCACUGCAGCCGGAAGGCAAAGGACAGUGCUCGCCUCGAGCUUAUCAUUUUAUGUAUGAUACUGUUUGUGAAUCCCGCCUCUUUACACCCAGGCACAACACGCCUGAAUCCCAGUGUAAGGUAAAAUCCAUUUAAAAAGAGGUAUAUACUGCGAAGGGAGGCAGUCUGGGGCGCAUGACGUUUUUCCUCGUGUUUCUGUUAAAUUACAGCUGAAAGAAAGAAUGUAUUUAAUUUGCCACUUUACGGGAAGGCGGUGGGGCAGCCCCGGGCCGUGGGUCUGUCUGCCAAACCUCAGCGCUCGAGCAGAGAUGGACCCUGGAAGCCGCCCCGCGUGGGUGGCGGAGCGCUUUGCCUCUCCUCCGCCAGGUGGUUUUACCAGAGACACGCAUAUUAAUCCUGUUUUUAUUUUGAACUUGGACAGACAAGAGUGAUGUAAAAAGGGAAGUUUAUAUAAGCAGAUUGCACAGUGGUAACUCGCAUCAGGAGGUUGUUCUUUAUAAACCCAGUAAACUCUGUGUAAGAGCAUACUGUUUUUUUCAAAUGCAGUAUAUAUAUAUUUUUUUUUUUCCAGUGGACUGCCGUCAUAGCGAGUGUUCACAUGCUGCCUAACGAAAUAUUAGUAACGCGCAAUAAUGUUUCAUAUGAUCGUUUGAUUUAUCUGGUUCCUGUUAACUUGGAGUUUGUUCCUUCAUUGUUCUUAACUAUUGCAAGACCCUUGUUUUCAAGCACUGAUUGUAGUUCUGACAGAGGGAGCAAAUAGUGGUAGAUCGCUGCUUUCCCGCCCACGCUGGAAGACGCAAGGACGGCCCGGCGCUGUGUGUCUGCGUGGCUGAAUUGUCGAGGACGCUGAAACAAAAACUGUUGUUAGGAAAUCCAAAGUACCCAGGGCCCAGCACGAACUUGGACACGACUUUAUGGAAGAGAAUUAAUGGGAUGCAAUUUUUUUUUUUUUUUUUUUAAAUCAAGAGAAGAACAUAAAAUGCUUAUAGGAAACCCUGUGUUGAACACCAUGCUGGUCAAGACUGGAGCAUAGCACACUAGCUCGUAAAACCUGAAUUCCUGUCAGUUACGGUUCGGUUCUGCUGUCGGCUCGUGUUGUAGCUGUCGUGGGCAUUUUGUUACAGCCGUCAAUGGGUUUUCUGUUGUGCACAGUUCAAAAUGCAUUUGCUAUAAAAUGAUGGUAACGAACCACGGUUGGCCCUGAAAUGAUCGCAUAAUUAAUAUACCUUUGAAUUUAGGAGCAAUACAAUGGAGGAGUGCAUGAAGAGAUGCAGGAUGCAAAUAGAGAAAAGGUUAAGGGAAAGCUGUUGCGCACACAAGUGAGAACGUAACAGUUCCUAGUGGAAAAGAGUGGUUCUCUGCCAGGGUUACCCACAAAACAUCUCUAGGUUUGCCUUUAACUGUUCAUAAAUGAGGUGUUACCGUUGAAACAAUGUAAGUCAUAAUAGUUUAACGUUGCUGCUCUUUGAUUCCCAUUUUGUGAAGAAUAUUUGCCCGUUCACCACGAACAGUGUUGUUUUUAGUUCCCUUUUUGUGUGUUCCUUCCUUACAGGUUCUCUUAUAUUUUAUGCAUGGUUCUGUCAAGUGUUUCAGCAACAGUGUGUCUUACAGGAGGGAUUUUUUUUUUUUAAGUCAUCAGAUUUUGAGAAGCAAGAUUUCCAUUUAUCUUGUUGUAUUAAAAAAAAUAAUGACCACUGUGGUACUGUUGAUUGUACACUUGUUUUGCAAACGAUGUAAUUGUUUUUCUUCUGUUUGACAUUGCCAUAAAGUGUUGUUAACCUUUCCACCUGUUUGUAGAAGAUGAUACAAAUACCGAUCACUGUGUGUGACAGUAUUCAACUGCUCCACUUUGCCUUGACAUAAAAUUUUGGGAACAAAGGUACUUAAAAGUGGGAUUUCCAAAUCACGAGACUGGGGGUCAGUGCAUUCUUUGAUAGCUGGCUGGAGAUUUUGUGCUGAUCUGACACAAUCACACAAAAUAAUUAUACAUCGGGGUACUGUAUUGUUUGGAAAUAAUGGAGCCAUAUGAAAUAAAAGGUUAUUUUGCAAAAUUGCAUAUUUGAUAGUUUUUACACUUUUUGUUAAAAAGAACAAUUGGAAGAGCAGAAUUGAAAUGAAAACUGUACACUACCUGGCUGUGAUGCAAAAGUCUUUAAAAGGAUUCUAUGCAUUUUAAAGUUAAACCUUUUUAUUUUAUCAUUGGAUAAUGAAAUAAUUAUACACUGAACAACUGUCCUAUUAAGAGUUGGUUCCUUUAAAAUUAUAGACUGGUGUUCAUGUCGUAUGAUAAAAAUUAAUUUUCUUGAUACCACUUAUUUUACCUCCAAUUUUUUCCUUCCCUCCUGUGUUAUCUGCAUUUUGUUGUGUAUGAUAAAAAUGGAUGCAGAAGCCUGUAGUGACUGUCAGUGAUUUUGCAAAGGGCUGGUGAUGUUUGGAUUUAUUAUACUGAACUUACUUCGUUGGAUUUUUUUUUUUUUUAAUCAGAUCCUCUCAGCAACCAAGAUGUCUUUCAGAAAUGUAGACAGAUACCAGAAGAAACAUUUCUCUACAGAGAUUAAUAGGUGUUUUUUUCCCCCAUUUUUUUUGUGUGGCAAAAUAAAGUUGAUUUUUUUUCAAGA
Dromaius novaehollandiae (emu) is the source of this 5765-nucleotide messenger RNA. RefSeq names its product lysophosphatidylglycerol acyltransferase 1 (gene LPGAT1). Gene Ontology annotation, cellular component: endoplasmic reticulum; endomembrane system. Gene Ontology annotation, biological process: phosphatidylinositol acyl-chain remodeling. The transcript has 9 exons. Gene Ontology annotation, molecular function: acyltransferase activity. The record is from RefSeq and is a predicted model, not a curated record. The coding region runs from base 320 to 1366 and encodes 348 amino acids. NCBI's taxonomy places the organism in Eukaryota, Metazoa, Chordata, Aves, Casuariiformes, Dromaiidae.